AUGGCAACCAGCACCCCACCCGUGAACGUCUACAACAUACACCCUGACCUAACUGCAAUAAAAAAUGCUCUACCAACGUAUCCCAUAGAUGGAGUUAGCGAAGAAGUGCAAAGAGCCCUAGAAAGGAGGAUGCGAGAGCCAAGCAGACCGCCUCCCGUACCAAGGAGGCAAGAACCUAUCGAACAACCGAGGAGAAAUCCAGCCAGAACUACACGAACAACUGACAAACCAUGGUUGAGGGAUGCACCAAGGAGAGGUAAAGAAAAACAAGCUGCAAGGGGUAAUUUCACGUCACAAAGAAGUGAGCCCAGGGCACUCAAUGAAGGAACUCGCCCAACAUCAAGCAGACAACAACCACCAGUUGGAAGAGAGACGACUCCUAGCAAUUCUGAAGAGGCCUUGCAGAUUGCAGAGCGAGAAGGUUCGUCAUAUGAUUUCUUGGCUAAUGCUAACAUAUUUGCACCCUUGGGACUGUACACAACACCUACUAACGGGCAAUCAUUGGCUGUUUGUUAUUUGUGUAAAGCACCGGGCCACCUCUCAAAAAACUGUGUGGUUAAAGCAAUAUUAUGGCUAAGUGAUAAAGUUUUAGCUAAAAAUGACGGGGGACAAUGGGGAAUUAAAGAAAGGGCACGGCCAUUGCCUGAUCAUACCAGUACCAACACACUGGACACAACCCCAAGUCCAACAAGGCCUGGACGUGGCGGGAAACGGUAUAGGGAGCUGGCGGGACUCUCAGCAAAUGCGACAUUAAGUCAGCUCCCGGAAAUGAAGACUUAUAAAAACAUUAUGAAAACUUUAAAUAAUUUUAAUUUACCUUUGUUUACAUUAUUCGGAGAAUUUGAUCAAGAAAGCAGUAAUUUCUCGGAUAUUUUUGGUGAUAAAUUGAUGUACCUAGUUGACCAAAAUACGGGAGCGGCCUAUUUGGCUGAUACAGGUUCAAUUCCAAACCUAAUGACUAUAGAAACAGCAAAAAGGGCUUAUCCGCAAAGUUGGGCGACCAGAAAAAACCUGAAUAUGAAACUAAGGGGCAUUGGGGGAACGUCUGAAGUUGACUCUCUAAUAACGAUUAAUAUAGAAGGGACGCAAAUUCCAUUUGCAACAGGGAAAGGCGUACCACUAAACAUAGUUGGUUUUGCAUGGAUAGAAAGAGUAAUGGCCUUAAAAUCCGUUACGACAGAGCUGGAAAACCCGUCUUCACAUCUGAGCGAUCUAGUCAUGGCCGUAGAUUUAUCUGGGAGUGACGACCCCCAGGUGGACCUAUGGGAGCCACGGUACAAUGAAAUAUUAGGAAUCCCCAAUCUGAAUGGAUUCCCCCUGAGUGUAAGAAACCGGGGAAAGUAUUUCAAUUAUGACGUUAAAGGCCAAGGGUCAAACAAAUUGAACAGGGCCACUAUAAAUCGAGAAGGGGAAAGAGUUGGUGUCUCCGGGCAAACUCAAGAAGUCGACGCUUCAGAGCGGACUCAAGAAAACCCUAAGCUCGAGCCCAAGCAAAACGGGGGGUCUCAGGACCCAUGCCUGGGUAAUUUCAGCGAUUUAUCGACUGCAGCGAAAUCGCCUGUCAUAAGUGUACCGGAUGAAAGAAUGAAGUGGGUCAAUAAAACUCUAGUAGGCGACUAUGUGUUAAAGGAAGGAUCAGCCGAAGCAGUAAGAACGGAACUACGUCUGUUAAGUGCGGAAGCGGUAGCCUUAGCACGAGAAAGGUAUGUGUCGCCUGAUGAAAAUGAUAAAGAAAAUACAAUAAUCACCGAAGAAGAGUGGAAAGUGGUUUAUGAACCCUAUUCUAAAACACUGGGGGACUUAAGGGGCAACCUGAAGAAGCCCCAAGCCCUUAAGUAUCCGUGCAAAGUUGAAUUAAAAGACCCCAAUAUAAACCAUUUGUUUCAGGACCAUAUAAUUUAA
Messenger RNA from Styela clava, 1902 nucleotides. The record is from RefSeq and is a predicted model, not a curated record. NCBI's taxonomy places the organism in Eukaryota, Metazoa, Chordata, Ascidiacea, Stolidobranchia, Styelidae.